AUGGAUAUCUUAUAUAAAAAAGUAUUUAAUAAUAAAUUUUUACAGAAUAAAAUUUAUAAUUAUAUUCAAUUCAAAGAUAGAGAAGAGAAUAAUAAUGAUUUAGAGAAAUGUUUUAAUGAAUAUAUUAAGUAUUAUAAUGUUCAAGAUUUAGAGAUUGAAAGAUUGGUAUUAAGAAAAGAGUAUAGAUUAUUAUUUGAAACUAUUGAUAAUUAUUUUCAAUAUGGUAUAGUUGAUCCAAUCCGAUAUUGGUAUUAUAUAAUCACACCAAGUAAAUAUGAGAUUAAAUUAUUGAUUCAAUUGAGUGGAUUAGGAUUCGAAAGAUUUCUAUUACUUUAUAACGAAUUCACAAUACUAUUCAAAAGAUUAAAACACCAACUAUUAAGAAACGUAUUAAUUAGUGGUAAUGAAGAGAUAUUCAAUUUCCUUUUGAACAAAGGUUAUAAAUUAAAUCUAACAAUUAAUUGGGAUAAUUCUGAAUUUUCAAAAUUAAAUUGUGCUGGUAAUAUUAAUUUAUUUAAAUUAAUAAUUGAAAAUCAUUAUACUCGUUUCAAUAGUGAUUUAGAUUUAAUCUCAUUUAAAUUAUUAUUAAAAUUAUCAUCUCAAAUUAGAUAUCAAAUUGGACAAGUAAAAAGUAAUAGUUUUUAUUUAUCAGUUCAAAAUCAUAAUAACAAUCCAUUUUAUUCUUCUCCUCCAAGUAAUAAUAAUAAUAAUAAUAACAAUGGAUCUAUAUAUAAAAUUUAUCAUACAGAAAUUUCAAAUGAUUGGAAUAAUGAUAAAUGUUGGUCAAAUUUUAAUUAUUUAGAUAUUUAUAGAUAUUUAAUGAAUAGAGUUGAAAUUACAUGUAUACCAAUUUCAAAAUUAUUUGUAUCAUUUAGAGUUUCAGAUAUUUCAUUAGCAAAAGCAAUUUGUGAAUAUAGUAAUGAAAGGGUUCAUCAUCAAACUGGUGAAGGUAUUGAUGAAGUUGAUUCUUAUAUUACAAAAUUGGGUAUAAUCUUAAAUACAUUGAAAUAUCGCAAUUCCUAUAGAUCUCAAUUGCUAUCAAUACCACAAAGUAUUUAUCAAGUUUUAAAAUUCACAUUAGAGAAUCAUAUUAGUAGAGAAAAGAAAACUGACCAACUUUAUGGUAACAUUGAAAAUAUUUUUAAACCAAUCCAUUCAAAACAUCCAUUUGCAAAUGAUAUAUCUCAUCAUCAUUUAAAUGAUGAUCCAACUAAUCCAGUAACAGUUUAUUCAAUCAAUUAUAAUCAACUAAAUGAUGAUGAUGAUAGAUUAUUUAAAUUAUUUUUAGAAAAUGAUUAUUUACCAAAUUGUUUAGAUGAAUUUAAAUAUAUGUUAUCAAAGAAUUUAAAAAUUAAAAAUGAAUCUGAUAAUAUUGGUAAACUAUUUAUACAUUGCUCAAAUCAGUUAACAGAUUUUGAAUUUUUAAAAUUUUGUUAUCAACAUUAUCAACCAAAUUCAAAAGAAAUUUUAAAAAAUGUAAUUCAUGAUUGUAUUAUUUCAACAUUUGAAAUUUCAACAUGGAUUAUAAAUCAAGUAUUUCCUUAUGGUUAUUGUAAUAGUGAUAUUAAUCAAUUCAUUCCAAAGUCUCCAUCAAAUUAUUGUUUACAAAAUUUAAUUAUUUUUGAUCAAAAAUCACUUGAACUAGUAUUACCAAUUAUUAAUAUCGAUUUAAAUCUAUUUAAAUCAAUAAUUGGCUUUAAAAAUUCAAAUUUUUAUUUUGUUUUCAUUCAAUUAUAUAAAAAAUUACUUUUAGAAAAAGCUAAUGAUCCAACAAGUGUAUCCAAUAUAACAAGUGAAAUAUUGAAAUCUAUUUACUAUAAAGAUUGGUUCCCAUUAUUUAAAUAUAUUCUUGAUAAUGAUUAUAAAGGUAAUAAUGAAAAAAUUCAAUCUAUCUAUAAAUCUUUUAAAAAAACUCAACCUUAUCAACUUCAUCCAAAAUAUCAUUCAUUAAUUCAAUUUACUCUAUCAAAUAAUAUUAAUAAUAAUAAUAAUAACCAUCCAAAUUAUUUAAAUUUCAUUAUUAAUUCAAUGUAUCAAAAUGGUGAACAACUUUUAAAAGUUUAUGAUGGUAGUUUAUCAACAAUUAAAAAUAAUUUACAAUCAAUUAAAUUUAAUUCAACAAAAGUUUUAAAUAAUGUAUUUGAAAAUAUUAUAUCUCCUCAUUAUAUAAUUCCAAAUCAAAAUAAUAAUAAUAAUAACCAUUCAAAUUAUUUUAUUUCAAGAUUAAUUGGAACAAGUAUUAAGAAAUUUUAUUUUUUAUUAAAUUUUAAUGAUAAUGAUAAUAAUAAUAAUAAUUAUAUUAGUGUUAAUAAUAAUUUUUUAAAAAUUAAUUUUAAAAUUAUAAUUAAAGAAUCAAUUUUAUCAAAUUAUUUAUCAAUUUUAAAAUAUAUAAUUUUUAGAAAUGAUAAUAAAGAAAAAGUAUUUGGUAGUAGUAGUGAUUUUCAAUUUAUGAUUGAAUUUCAUUCAUACUUUUUAUUUUAUUCAAUAUUAUCAUUUUUAGAGAAAAGAAAUAAUAGAAAACAAUAUUCAAUUGGUAAUUCAUUAUUAUUAAAAUCAUCUUUAGAAAUUGUUAAUCAUUGUAUAGAAAUUUUUAACAACCAUUCAAUAUAUUAUCAAUUAAAUCAAAUUUUAAAUUUUAUUAAAAAUGAAAAUGUUUCUUUAAUAUUAUUUAAAAAUAAUUUAAAUUUAUUUUUAAAUAAUAUUAAUCAAAUAUCAAUUAAUGAAGAUAAAUUAAAAAAAUUUUUAUUAAAUUUAAAAAAAAAUAUAAAUGAAUAA
This is a messenger RNA of Dictyostelium discoideum AX4, 2775 nucleotides long. RefSeq lists its product as hypothetical. NCBI's taxonomy places the organism in Eukaryota, Evosea, Eumycetozoa, Dictyosteliales, Dictyosteliaceae. The record is from RefSeq and is a predicted model, not a curated record. Gene Ontology annotation, biological process: chromatin remodeling. The transcript has a single exon. The coding region runs from base 1 to 2775 and encodes 924 amino acids.